GGAGCUUGAGUGUCGACUUACAAAGGACAAGCAGUGAAUCAAACGUUCCCAAUAGUACGUGUCAUAUGCAGAGAAAGAAAAAUAUUUCUUUGGGUGUAAACUGGACACCUUGUAUGAAAGGAGAAGAAACAGCAGGCCAAAUUUGAGGCCAUGGGGCUUCUGCAGAAGAGCCUUAGAAACUUAGAGGGCAAAGAAUCUUAGGGGGUGUCUACUAAGCAGAAGAAAAGGGAGACCAUGUAAACGGGACUUACAUAUGGCUGCUGCUGGAAGAGCAGGAGGGAGACCUCGUAAACAUGACUCACAUAUGACUGUUACAGAAGGAGCAGGAGGUAGACCUUGUGAACAUGACUCACAUAAAGCUGUUGUCAGAAUAGCAAGAGGUCGACCUCCCAAAGAAUAUCCAUUUCUUUUAAUAGAAACAAUACAAGAAGAAACAGUAGAUAUUGAUAAGAGCAAUCCAAAGAAACAAUCUCUUCUGAACACAGGAGCAGGAAGAGGUAGGCAACUUAAAGAUUUCCCAGUUCCCCCAUUAGUGGAAACGCCAAAGAAAGAAACAGAAUUGGAGAAUGAAAUGAGCUGUCCAAAGAAAGAACCCAGGAGACAUGUUGAAAAAAAGAGUCCAAAGCGAAUAGAUGGACAAGUGAAACAAACAAAUGAGAAACUGUAUAAAUAUGAACCUCUAUUACAGUCAGAAGAGGGAGGAUGUCAAAGAGCAUCUUGUUCAGUUAAAACUGAACCAGAUACUGAGUCAACUCCUGAAGCAGGAAAACGAACAGUGAAUGAAGGGACACACAGAGAUAUCCAACAUUUCAAUUUCCCAGUUCUUCCUUUACUGGAAACACAAAACACAGAAGCAGAAUGCGGAAAAAGCAGUCCAGAGAAACAAUUUCUUCAAACUUCAGGAUCAGGGAGAAAAAGAAGCGGAUCCUGUCACCUGACGCCAGAUGUUCCACCAGAGUGUAAGAGGAGGAGUGAGACGAGAGACCAGCCUUUUCAGUCGGGAGUCCUAAUGGUACAUGUGUAUCCUGAUGAGUCUUGUCUUUCCAGAGGUCCGGGGGAAAAAAAGAGUCCUUACCGGAUAAAUGACCAAGCAAAACAUACACUGUAUAAAAUUGUUGUAAAAGAACCCAUAUCAGAGUACACUGGGGAAGAACAGCAGUCAGAAGAGGAACAACAUGAAGAAGCAUCUUGCACAAUUAUAACUGGACCAGACACUGAAUCAGAUCCUGAAGUGGCCCGAAGAGUCCUCGAAGCAGGAAGAGAAACUGAUCCUUCUCUGCAGAUGGUCAGGGGUUCUAUCCCUAUGAGCACCAAGAUUAAAGCAGUAAAACUAGCUGGAGAAGUGGGUCCAAGAAGUGGUGGAAAACAGAGAACCAGAGAUUUGACUCCGACAAUUCCUGUCUCAAGUGCCAGGAAGAUAACCUUUAAACAGGUUAGACCACCUGGAGGAGUGCAAGUAGCAGAACAGACUAGGGGAAGCAGUGGAACAAGGAGAAACCAAGUUUCAAAAAUAAUUGGAGGCAGGGUUUAUGGAAACGAAGACCCUACCCCAAAUAGGGAAAGACACAGGGGAAGACCAAGAAUAGAAUCUGCUCUAACUCCUCUUCGAAGAUAUGAACAAGCAAAACAGACAAAAGAGAAAUUGUAUACAGUUGUAAAAGAACCCCUAUUAAAGUCGAGUGAGGGCAAACCAUCACAUUCAGAAGUGGCCCGAAGAAUGUUUGAAGCAGGAAAACAAAUAGAUCCUUCGUUAAAUGUUUUUUGCAGGGGUUCUAUCCCUUCAAGUUCAAGGCAUAGGGCUUUUACACCAGCUGCUGAAGUAGAGCAAUCAGAAGACAUCCCAAGGUGGGAUGGUAGAGAGAGGGGCCUAACUCUAUCAAGUCUUAUUUCAAGUACCCAGAAAAGGACUGCUACACAGAAGGAAGUACAACAUAUAGUUGUAAAGAAAGAACAGAUGAUGGAACAGGAGGAAGGUGAAGAACAGUUUGUGGUGAAGCCGGAUGUAGAAGAACUGUUUGUGGCAAAACUGGAGGUAGAAGAACAGUUUGGGAUAAAGCCGGAGGUAGAAGAACAGUUUGUGGUAAAGCAGGAGGAAGGUAAAGAACAGUUUGUGAUAAUACCACAGGUAGAAGAACAGAUUGUGGUAAAGCAGGAGGAAGGUAAAGAACAGUUUGUGGUAAUGCCACAGGUAGAAGAACAGAUUGUGGUAAAGCAGGAGGAAGGUAAAGAACAGUUUGUGGUAAUGCCACAGGAAAAAGAACAAGUUGUGGCACAGGAGGAAGGUGAAGAACAGUUUGUGGUAAUGCCACAGGUCAUAGAACAGGUUGUGGCACAGGAGGAAGGUAAAGAACAGUUUGUGGUAAAGCAGGAGGUAGAAGAACUGUUUGUGGCAAAACUGGAGGUUAAACAGACUCUGGUCCAGGAGGAAGGUGAAGAACAGUUUGUGGCACAGGAGGAAGGUAAAGAACAGUUUGUGGUAAAACAGGAGGUAGAAGAACAGUUUGUGGUAAAACCGGAGGAAGGCAAACAGAUUCUUGCACAGGAGGAAGGUAAAGAACAGUUUGUGGUAAAGCUGGAGGUUAAACAGACUCUGGUCCAGGAGGAAGGUAAAGAACAGUUUGUGGUAAAGCAGGAGAUAGAAGAACGGAUUUUGGUACAGGAGGAAGUACAAGAUCAUAUUGGGAAAUUAGAACAGACCAGUUGAUAACAGUGAUUGAUGAUGUCAUUCCAACUACUUUCAAAAUUUCUGUUUAUAACCUGUAAAUUUUUAUCAUCAGUUGUGUGACAGGUCAAGUGUUUUUUAAGUGACCUGACUCAGGUAUGCUGUCACAGCGUUGUUUGGAAUAUUGGUAAUUCCAGGGGAAAGGCUUCAUGGACAACAAAAAAAUCAAUUGGAUUGGCGAAACGCCAAUGAAUUUAGAUAUCUCCUCAUCAUAGUAAGUGUACAAUUUUACCAAAAAUAUGGUAUAGAAAUAUGUAGAAAUACAGUGGACACAAGAAUAUUAAAAUAUUCUUUUUCCCACAGUCCUUACAUUAAAUAUUUUAUUUAAAA
Haliotis rufescens (red abalone) is the source of this 3052-nucleotide messenger RNA. RefSeq lists its product as uncharacterized. The transcript is spliced from 3 exons. The coding region runs from base 254 to 2704 and encodes 816 amino acids. Lineage: Eukaryota; Metazoa; Mollusca; Gastropoda; Lepetellida; Haliotidae. The record is from RefSeq and is a predicted model, not a curated record.